AUGUUUAAAUGUGUAAUGGAAAAAUGUGGUUUGAACUGGAAGAAAAAUUUAGUCGGCCAGUCUUACGACGGUGCUGCAAAUAUGAGRGGGUCAUACUCUGGACUCCAUGCACGAAUUCUUGAUGAAAAUCCAAAAGCUCUUUUUGUGUGGUGUCAUGCCCACAGAUUAAAUUUAAUAGUUUUAUCUGYUGUUGGAUCUUGUAUAGAAGCAGUAGAUUUAUUUGGGAAUAUGGAAAAACUUUACUGUUUUAUAACAUGCAGUAAAAARAGAUCAGACAUUUAUAGAAUGAAGCAAAAAGAAAUUUAUCCAAAAAAACAAGUACAUGCAAUAAAAAGAGUUGGUACCACAAGAUGGAUGUCAAACUCAUUUGCCUUAGCAACAAUUUUUGAAACACUGGAAGCAAUAUUGGAUACGUUAGAGGAAGUUAAAAAUCAAGAUAGCUCGUCAGAUUAUAAAAUAGCCACUGAAUGCAAUGGGCUAUUAAUUUAUUUUCAGUMUUCUCGUUUUAUUGUAACAGCAUUUAUGUKUAAGCAUCUGUUUGAUAUUCUAGGGCCUUUAAGUAAAUUAUUUCAAGGUAGAGAUUUAGACAUUUUGGCUGCCGUCAAUUAUUUAAAAAAAGCAGAAAAUAAUAUUAUGAUGCGUAAUGAUGAAGUUUUCAAUGAUAUUUUUGAAGAAGCAAAAUCAUUUUCAGAAAAACAUUUUGGUGAUUUUGAAAUAAAUAAUUUACGAUCCUUUAGGAACAGGAAAAAAAAAGUUGUUCGACAAAUCGGAGAGAUAACUUUUGAUGAAACUAUUGAGAAUCCAGUUCAAUACUUUAAAGUAUCAGUAUAUUUUGUAACAAUCGACAUUAUAAUACAACAGAUUCAUGACAAGUUUAAUCAAAAUUCAGUAUCAGUCAUGAAAGAUAUUGGUCUGUUAUCAUUAAAAAUAAUGAAAAAAAAAACUGAUCUCUCUCAAGAUGCAUUUAAAAUGAUAUGCAAUGUGUAUGGAUUAAACCAAGAAUUAAUCAAAAAUGAAUAUAUCAYGUUUAAAGAGAUUGUUAAAGAUUUAGAUUUUAACUUGUUAUUAAAGCUACCAGAAAAAAUCCAUGCAGACUCUGAUGAAGACAACAUUCAUAGUGACGAUGAAGAAAGUGAUGGGGAAAUAGACAAUUAUAAAAACAUGGCAAGUAAUAGACAUUUUUGCUGGAAAAUCAUCAGUUUUGACUAA
Molecule: messenger RNA, 1209 nt
Organism: Diuraphis noxia (Russian wheat aphid)
Lineage: Eukaryota; Metazoa; Arthropoda; Insecta; Hemiptera; Aphididae
Product: zinc finger MYM-type protein 1-like
Source: RefSeq, a predicted model, not a curated record